This is a messenger RNA of Brassica napus (rape), 1229 nucleotides long. Its product is annotated as early nodulin-like protein 1. The transcript is spliced from 2 exons. The record is from RefSeq and is a predicted model, not a curated record. Gene Ontology annotation, molecular function: electron transfer activity. Gene Ontology annotation, cellular component: plasma membrane. Bases 566 to 1111 code for a protein of 181 amino acids. Lineage: Eukaryota; Viridiplantae; Streptophyta; Magnoliopsida; Brassicales; Brassicaceae.
UAGAAGAUAAUAAGUUUGAAGAAAUUCUAUUAUAUUAAAGAUUUGAUCAAGUAGAUUAUUUAGAAUUUUAUCAUAAUCAUUACUUCUACUUAUUUAACAAAAUUCAAAUAAUAGUAUAAAUUUAAAUUGAUAACUCAUUAAUCAAAAUUAUAAGAACAUGACAAAUAAACAAACUACUUAAAAUCAUAGAGAAUUUUGAAUAUGACAAAUGAGCAAAUUCAUUUUUCAAAUAAUAGUAUAUAUAAGUUUUAUAGUAGUUCAUUACCAAAAAAAAAAAGCAAAUAUCCCACAAAAUCGGAUAUUUCUCAACAAUUUCCAAGUCGUGAUGUUUUCACAAAUUUUGCUCAAAAAUGAAAAAUGUUUUUAAAAAAGAGAGUAAAAUACGUAGUCAAAUACAUUAAUUAUCCCUCAAGAAAUGGACAAGACUAACAGACCUCGAUGUCUCACUCUUUUUAAACUCCAAAGCCUCAAGCAUUCACAAGCCAUAAGAGCACAGAUAACCCUAAAAAAAAUAUAAAUCCCAGUAACUUUGAUUUCCAAGAACAUAUCAAUCCAAAAACAACAAAUGAGUCCAUCUAAGAAGAUCAUCACUCUUGUUACUAUUCUUGUUUCUUUUUUUCUGUUUUCAUGUGGGGUUUCAAGCACUGAACUUGAAGUUGGAGGAGAAGAUGGUUGGGUCGUACCUAAUUCUAACAAGACUCACGGAGAUAUGUUUAACCAAUGGGCUUCACACAACCGGUUUAAAGUUGGCGACACUAUCCGUUUCAAAUACAAGAAAGACUCAGUAUUGGUGGUGUCAGAAGACGAGUACAAGGAAUGCAAGGCAUCUAAACCGCAACUCUAUUCCAACAACCAAGACACGGUUUUCAAACUAGACCGUCCUGGUUUGUUUUACUUCAUCAGUGGUGUCUCGGGUCACUGUGAAAAGGGUCAGAAGAUGAUCAUUAAAGUCAUGGAGACCGAGUCUUCGCCAGAUUCUCCUCCUCCUUCCUCUUCUUUUUCAUCUCUUCCGGCUUCAACUCACAAGAAGAGCAGUGCAUUGAAAACUGCUGUCCAGUUCACUAGUUCCGGCUUUGUGGUUCUUAUUGUUUCGGUUUUGGUUUGGCAUUAGGUCAGAUUUUUGUUCCGGUUUAGCUUUCCAAAUAACUACACUGACCGAACCGGUCUAGGUUUCAUUCAACAUGUACUUUUCUUGUAGGUCUCAUAUUACCCAAUUAUGUGAUUCUUUA